Molecule: messenger RNA, 1557 nt
Organism: Penicillium coprophilum
Lineage: Eukaryota; Fungi; Ascomycota; Eurotiomycetes; Eurotiales; Aspergillaceae
Gene: wetA
Product: developmental regulatory protein WetA
Exons: 1
Coding region: 1-1557 (518 amino acids)
Source: RefSeq, a predicted model, not a curated record
AUGUUCGCCCAACCCUACGACCAUUCGUUCAAUGACUUGUUCAACCAAUACGUUAAUAUGGAGACCAGCGCCGCUGAUGGAAAAGAUUCAGCAUUGGCCGACUUUGAUCAGCUUUUCCCGCUUGACUCGCUUUCGAGUGAAUGUGGCGAUAUUCCACCUGUCUCCACUCCCAAACGCCAUCAAUCACCGCAACCCUGGAGUAAUGAGUGGCCCCUGCAGGAUGACGGAGCCGCUGCCGAUCAUUUUGCUUUCCACGACACCGUCCACCCUUCUGCAAUCUCAGACGUCAAUGUGAAUAACUUUGAAAUUUCCUCUCGCCCUACAGCAACCAGCCGUCUGUCCACAUCGCCGUCCACUCCCCCAACUACCCCUAGACGGAAGCCUGCCCAGAGCGCUCUCAUCACUCCCAAAUCUAUCCGCCAUCGCAACCCGAAUGAGCGCCGCUCCAAUUUGCGCAAGCAAACUUUCUCUCCCAGCUUAAUGCGCUCUUCUAAUCUAUCCAACGGAAGAAUGGCAUAUCCCGAGGCUUGGGCCCAGCGAAUCCAGAACUUCAAUCUUCAUAAUCCCGAAGAUCGUCUGCCGCUGUCGCCCCCUCCAUCAGAUGUCCUUAUUCAGCAUGAAAACAUGUCUACCGAACAAAUCAUGAACCAGCCUAGAGACUCGGCAGAGAUGCCUCCCCAAUUCGACGCAAGACUAUAUCACCAGUCUCCCUCUGUUUCAAUGCCUUCGCCAAAUAUUCCAAUGGCACCACGGCAACAACAGCACUACAUGGCUCACCCAAGCUCUUCCACCUUGACCAACUCCAGCCCCUCUUCUACAGAUGACAUUUUCUCGUCAUCUCACUCAUCCGACCCUCAUUCUAUCUCCUCUUGGCAAUCAGACCCUCUUCAUGCUUCAUCUCUCUCCUUCACCCCAGACCUCCAAGGCCAAGAUUCUCAAUGGUGGUCUCCCAUGCCUUCUAGGGUGGCUCAACAACAGGCCGCUUACCUCACAUCUCCCACACCAGUGCGCUCCAUGCAAAGCGUUGGAAGCCAAAAUGACAUGAUGCAAGGAGGACUAAUGAUCCAAUUCAACCCCUCCUACGACAUGUCGGCGGACCACUCAUUCUCAUCUAAUAUGCUACCCGCCACCCCCAAAAAAUAUGACACCUCCUUCACCACCUCCCAAAUCCACAACGUAUCCCGUUCACCAUCUCUCUCCCCCAAGGCUGAGAUAUCACCCAUUGACACCCGCUAUGGAUCCAUUUCCAAGCCUACCCAUCGCCGCACCCACAGCCGUAAACUCUCUGGCCAGAGCACGAGUGCCCCCAAGCCCGCCAAGGCAUCUGGCUCCUCGCCCCGAGGCGUGAACAAAUCUGUCAGCGUAUCGUUUGUCAACUUUACCGCCCAUGACAGCAAGAAGAUCCUGACCGGAGUUGCUCCCUCCGGCAGCUCUAAGACCAAGGCUCGCCGCGAGCAAGAAGCUCGCGAUAGACGUCGCAAGCUCAGCGAAGCCGCACUGAGGGCUGUGCGCAGUGCUGGUGGUGACGUUGAAGCUCUCGAAGCUGUUCUCUGUUAA